This is a messenger RNA of Rhinichthys klamathensis goyatoka, 900 nucleotides long. It is a transcript of the gene pxmp2, whose product is annotated as peroxisomal membrane protein 2. The transcript has 5 exons. Lineage: Eukaryota; Metazoa; Chordata; Actinopteri; Cypriniformes; Leuciscidae. Gene Ontology annotation, cellular component: cytoplasm; membrane. The record is from RefSeq and is a predicted model, not a curated record. Bases 75 to 659 code for a protein of 194 amino acids.
UGCACUUUGUUAAGAAAACAUUGGUCUCUGAUGACACAAGUGCACACACGUUGUACUGGUAAAGUAAACUGACGAUGCCAACGCAAAGUGUACUUGUCCGAGAUCCCUCUUUUCUGGCGAGGGUACUGCAGCAAUACUUGAGUUUGUUAAAGAAAUAUCCAAUCAUCACCAAAUCGGUGACGAGUGGCAUUCUAUCUGCUUUGGGAAAUCUUCUGGCUCAAGCUUUGGAGUACAGGAAGCACAGCAAAGAAAAUAGCCCAAAAAAGAAAAUCAACAUUCUGGGACCUGUACACUUUGCAAUUUAUGGAUUUUUUAUCACAGGUCCACUCAGUCAUUACUUCUACCAUCUCCUGGAGGUGCUUUUGCCAACCACUGUCCCCUACUGCCUGAUCAAGCGCCUUCUGCUGGAACGUCUCAUAUUCGCCCCGGCUUUCCUCUUGCUCUUCUAUGUGGUUAUGAAUGCUUUGGAGGGCAAGACAAUCCCAGAUGUUCAAAAGAAAAUUAAAACAAGUUACUGGCCUGCAAUGAAGAUGAACUGGAAGGUUUGGACCCCGUUUCAGUUUAUCAACAUCAACUAUAUACCUGUACAGUUUCGAGUGCUGUUUGCCAACCUGGUUGCCCUGUUCUGGUAUGCCUAUCUAGCCUCUGUUAGGAAAUGAAACCACAAAACCAGUAACAGUGAGUCUAGGUUGGUUUAAGAUGAAUCCAGUUUGUGCCUUUAAAGGACUAAUGUGUAGCACUGUUUUAAAUAUCUUCCAGAACAACUGACAGGGAAUAUUGUUCAUCUUCUGUAAAAUAACUGUAAUGUAGAUCAAUAUUGAGAUUGUACUGCUACUUCCAUUGACUGUUAUUGAAUUAUUGCCCUGAAAUUAAUAUUUUUAGAAACAAUCUGUCGCAAGA